This is a messenger RNA of Diceros bicornis minor, 822 nucleotides long. Its product is annotated as proline-rich proteoglycan 2-like. The coding region runs from base 1 to 822 and encodes 273 amino acids. Lineage: Eukaryota; Metazoa; Chordata; Mammalia; Perissodactyla; Rhinocerotidae. The transcript is spliced from 3 exons. The record is from RefSeq and is a predicted model, not a curated record.
AUGGAGCAAGGGAGCCGAGGGCUGGCAAAAGAAGUUCUGAAGCUACUGCCUCCAGCUCACACCCGUCAAACUUCUUUCUGCUCCUGCCCUCAGCUCCCUGCCUCCAGUGGAGACGAACACACUCUCCAAGCGCUGAAGCAUGGAGGAAACCGACCACUCCCUGCUGGGCCUAAAGUCGCUCUUCUCUCUGCACAGAGGGAAAGUCAGUUCCCCAGCAAAGGGAAUCUGGGAGCCCCUCUGGGCACCCCAUCAUCCCAAGUUAGAGCUGAGGGCAGCGAGCAGGAAGGGGCCGCGCCCCACGACCCGAGCCUGGGGUUCUCCUCCGGGCCUGGGCACUCGCAGCACGAGCGGACACCCCUCUUAGCCCUCCAAGGACCCUGGGAGGAGUCGCCUGAUGCGCGCCCUGUGCAGGCCGCGUCCGAGCAGACGCGGAUCCGAAACUUGCUCGGACGCCGCAUCGCUGGCCUGCUGCCCCGCGAGUUCCCCGGCCUCCCCUGGUCGCCGCCGCCGCCUGCCGCUCCCGCCUCCACCCCGCCCCGCCGGCCCCCGCCCUCCGCCCCUCGCCGCCCGCAGCGAAAGCCGCGCCGGGAUGAAAUCAGCGCCUCCCGGCAGCUGACGGCUGAGCAUCCAGGGCGCUCGCAGGCUGGGGGGAGGCCGCCCUUUAUCCCUGCUGAGGAGUCCUCGGGGGCUGCAGAUGGAGUAGGACAACCCCGGGGCGCCCAGGAGGAGAAAGAGCCCGGCGUCCCGGAGGCAGCAGCCCCCAAAGGGAGCUGGGGGGCGGGGAGGUGGGGCGGGGUAGCUGGUGUGUUUGUGGAGAGCUGA